AUACGACCGAUCAAGCCACCUAUUACCCCCGAUCCGGCGUGAAUCGACCGCGCGACGCACCCGCUUCGACCUUCUUCCUCAUCUCCGUCUCCCUCGACCCCCGCUCUCCAUGUCUGACGCGUACAAGAAAGCCAAGGCCGGCCGCCUUGUCUUCAAGGGCGGCGAGGCGGCCUCCCUCCACAAGCCGAAGAAGCACAAGAAGAAGAGCAAGAAGCCCGCCUCCGAUGCACCCGCCGACGGCGAUGCCGAGGCCGCGGCCGCGGAGGGCGCCGAAGGCGGAGGCGGCAGCGGCGCCGGCGACGACUACACCAUCGACGCGGCGAAGAGGAUGAAGUACGAGGAGCUUUUCCCCGUAGAGGCCAAGAAGUUCGGGUACGACCCCGCCAACGCCGCCCGCGCCGCCGCCCGCAACCGCACAGUCGAGGAGGCCCUUGACGACCGCGUGCGCAAGAAGGCCGACCGCUACUGCAAAUGAGGUGGCUCCUCACCGCAGCUGGAGGGAGACCCACUUGACUUAGCUCAGAGCAUCAGAGAUGGUAUCUUUGGACGAGUCAGGACCAGAUGGUGUAUUGUUGUUUAGCUAGUCUCAAUACCGUUCAAGCAUUUUCUUGUAUGCAUAUGUACCAGUAAGCAGAAGGAUGCUUGCAUCUGUUGUUCUGAGAUGAUUUUACUCUGCUCUCUUUCUUGCUUGAUUUGGUCAUUUAGAAAUACCAGAUGGUUUGCACCGCUGUUCUUUAAUGUGUAUUUGUAAUACAGUUUCAAGCCUGGAAAGUGUUUCCUAUGUAGUGCUGUAUUUUAUCCUUUCGA
Panicum virgatum (switchgrass) is the source of this 807-nucleotide messenger RNA. RefSeq lists its product as uncharacterized. The transcript has 2 exons. Bases 110 to 475 code for a protein of 121 amino acids. Lineage: Eukaryota; Viridiplantae; Streptophyta; Magnoliopsida; Poales; Poaceae. The record is from RefSeq and is a predicted model, not a curated record.